AUGAGUAAAUUACUAGUUGCAGCAAUUGAUUUUGGAACAACAUACUCAGGAUUUGCAUUUUCAUUCGCGUAUGACUACAAACAUGAUCCCCUCCAAAUAUAUUUAAAUCGAUGGACAGCUGGCUCCGGUUUCCUCCAGUCCGAGAAAACACCAACUUGUGUUCUCUUUAGUCCAGAUAGAAAAUUUGAUUCAUUUGGAUAUGAGGCUGAAAACAAAUACAGUGAACUAGCCCUAGAAAACAAGCACAGGCCGUGGUAUUAUUUCCGGCGAUUUAAAAUGGACCUGUACAAUAAAGAGGGCAUUUCAAGAAGUCAUAAAAUUAAGGAAGAUGGCGGAGAGAAAAGUAUGGAUGCAUUAAUAAUUUUCAGUGCUUCCAUAAAAUACUUAAAAGAGAAAAUGGUCGAUAGGUGCAAACAGCAGGUCACAGGAAUCGAAGAAGAUGAUAUUCAUUGGGUCCUAACAGUUCCAGCGAUCUGGAGUGACCCAGCAAAGCAGUUCAUGAGAGAGGCUGCAGUUCUUGCAGGAAUUCCCUCUACUAGACUGAAAAUAGCUCUGGAACCAGAGGCAGCAUCACUCAACUGUAAAUAUUUGCCGAUUGAAAAAAAUGGAAACAUCUUUAAACCUUUGUCUAAAUACAUGGUUAUUGAUGCAGGGGGUGGCACUAUUGAUAUAACCGUACAUGAGGUACAAGAAAACAACUCAUUGAAAGAACUCUACAAGGCAAAUGGAGGUGCCUGGGGUGGUACAAAAGUUGACGAGGCCCUGGAAUGUCUACUAGCAGAUAUUGUUGGAGAAGAUGUUAUGAAGGCGUUUUCGAAAUUACACAAGAUGGAUUAUUUAGACCUUUUCAGAGAUUUUGAAUAUAAAAAGAGAACCAUUAAACCAGACUUAAAGAAAGAUAACCUUAUCACUUUCAAAGUUCCAACUUCCCUAACGCAUAUUUUAUCAGAUCACAAAGGGAAAAGAAUUUCUUCCACCAUUCAGUCAAAACCAAAAUAUAAAGAAAAGAUUACAUGGGUUGGGGAUAAAUUACGAAUGGAAGCCAAUUUGACGAAGGCGUUGUUUGACGAGAGCUGUGACCACAUCGUCAGACACAUUCAGUCACUUUUCCGCAUAAGACAGAUCAGAGAUGUCAAAACAAUCUUACUAGUGGGAGGGUAUGCAGAUUCUCCAAUGUUACAGGAGGCUAUCAAGGCAAAUUUCAGUCACGUGAAACUCAUUAUACCACCAGAGCCAGCGCUCACUGUUUUGAAAGGGGCUGUUAUUUUUGGUCACGAACCAGAUGCAAUUUCGUCUAGGGUUUGCAAAUACACUUAUGGUGUUCGUACAUAUUGCGAUUUCAUUGCAAAUAAACACCCCUUUGAAAAAAAAAUACUAGUCAACGGAAUUGAAAAAUGCAAAGACGUUUUCAGUAUCCAUGUAAGAGUUGGUGAGACACUACGUGUAGGUGAACCUACAGCUUCACAAAGGUAUCAUCCACUACUUCCCGACCAGACCAAAGUAAGGUUUGUAAUAUACACGUCACCAAGUAGCAAUCCAGAGUUUACUUCGGAUGAAGGCUGCCGCCGACUUGGCAGUUUAUCCAUAGAUAUGCCAGACAUUUUAAAGGGCGUUGAUAGGGCAGUAAAUGUCCAAAUGAUUUUUAGUGGGACUGAAAUAGAGGUAUACGCUACCGAUAAAGACACUAAAAAAACUGUCAAAACAACAGUUGAUUUUUUGGAAUAAGUUUGAAAACAAUUAAUAGGCAAUAAAAAUGAGAGGACUCGAUGUAUAACUUCCACUUACGUACCAGAAUAAGUGGUUUUGAUCUGACUUUAAAACAAUUAAUUACUGUUAUGUAUAUUUGUAUGAAGGCAAUCCUAGAAACCUAGAAACUUAAUGUAAAACUUAUUUGGUUAAUUGCUUAAUCGGAGGUUUUGUUAAAUAUAUUGUAUAUUCUUGUGAUACUAUCAUUAAAAUUUUACAUCCUCAACUUGCAUUGUAGUCUAACGUCUACAUUAAAGAUAAAUAACACAAACAAACUUUUUUCAGAAAUCAGCAAUAUUUUCCAUAGAUUUAUAUUCAAUUAUGUAACCUGAAUAAUAUUUGCCGUGUAAA
Molecule: messenger RNA, 2097 nt
Organism: Saccostrea echinata
Lineage: Eukaryota; Metazoa; Mollusca; Bivalvia; Ostreida; Ostreidae
Product: heat shock 70 kDa protein 12A-like
Exons: 4
Coding region: 1-1725 (574 amino acids)
Molecular function (GO): ATP-dependent protein folding chaperone; ATP binding
Source: RefSeq, a predicted model, not a curated record